GUCAAAGACUACAUGAUCUCAUCAACAGCAGUGGUGAUUGGAAGAGAUCGAUAUAACUGAUGUAUCGCUGAGUUGAUUCUACAUGUGCCCGUUCGGUGUACGCAUUUACCUGCCCAAACACGGGAGAAACGUAGAUAUCUUGGUGAAGACAUCUUUUUAGUCGUCUGAUUCAAGAAUCAAAUACAGACUGAAACUGGAAAGAGUGGUGCCAUUCUAUUUAAAAGAUGUAGUGCUAUUAUCUUUAAAAAAAAUUCCUUGAGGAUUUAUUAAUAUUUCCGUAAGAUAUUGGGCGUUCUGUACAGCGAAUCAUUUUGGUGUGCAGAUAAUUAUGUACUCCGUCAGGUGUCUUAUCUUUUGAAGAGGGGAAGUUACACAGCAGCGGUGACAGCUACUACCGCACCUUCAAUAACGUGAUGCAGAUUUCCCUCAGUUCGGUCAGUUCUCAUUCUCAUCGCUCACUCGCUUUAUUCGUUGUACGAUGUCUCAGACGAAUACUACCAAAGCCAAAAUGACAAGUCAAGUGCAACUAGGACAUGUUAACUCACUCUUUUCCCACGUCAAAGAAGACUGGUGGAAAGAUGCCUUCAACGAGAUAUAUCUCAGAACAGACGGCGAUGUAGUCGAAGAUCCUUCGAUCACAAAAGCAGAAUGCGAAGAGCUACUGUCCAUCGAAGGAGUUGCCAAACUGUUCAAUCUCGCAACCGAGACCAGUCAAGCCAUUCGCGUACUUGACUUGUGCUGCGGACAAGGACGACACAGCAUUCAUCUUUCCGAAAAAUACCCAUUGAUCGAUUUCAAAGGGCUGGACUCGAGCAUCUACCUGAUUGAGCUUGCGAAGCGACGCGCACAAGAUGCGGGAUGCCAAAACACAUCUUUCCAAGUCGGAGAUGCCCGUCAUAUUCCAUAUGACGACAAUACUUUCGAUCUGACCAUCCUCAUGGGAAAUUCUUUUGGUGUAUAUUCGAGUGAAGAUGAUAAUGCUCGACUCCUGGAGGAAGUUGGUCGAACGUUGAAGCCCGGUGGAAUCUUCCUGGUGGAUCUGGUCAGCGCCGACUACACAAAAUCGAGUUUCCGUCCAGGAGGAUGGGAAUUUAUUAACGGUGGAAAAGUAGAUAUGCCGUAUAGUAAAGGAUCCACUGGCGAUCCCGGAAGUGACAGCCUGAUUGCUUGCCGCGAGCGAGAACUAAGCGAGGAUGGAAAAUGGCUUGCAAGUCGAGAGCUGGUGAUAAACUUGUCUGGUGGACUUCGUCAGGACUUGUUCUACAAGCUUCGAUUGUAUGAAGUCGAAGAGAUGGAGCUGCUUCUUCGUAACGCUGGGAUGGAGCUGAACAAACAAGCAUGUCAAGAGCUUCUAGGUCCGGCCAGUCAAGGGAAUCGGAAUGAUGACUUGGGGAUGAUGGCGGCUCGACAUCUCCUAGUUGCUGUUGCAACUGUGCCUAGCAAUGGCGAGGAUCGUAGCAUAUUCAAGCCAGAUCCAAGCAAGAACUUCUUUGUUCAUCCAUAUCUCAAGAUCGACAUCGAUCCUGUGAAAGGACGAGUGGUCCGAUCUACCAGCAAUGUGAAAGCUGGGACGCUGCUGAUGGUUGACAAUCCUUUUGCGCUAGUUCCUGACAUCACACAAGGAAGUGGCGAUUUUCUCCCAUGCAGUCGGCUAGAAUGCAGUAAGCGUGUCACUGACCCAUCAUCAAGUGUCUCCUGUCCCAACGUGUGCAAUCCCGAGGUUAUCUGGUGCAACAGCUCCUGUCGUGAACUUGAUAAAGCUCGGCAUGAGAUUGAGUGCAGCUGGUUGAAGCAGAACACUGCCACCAUCCUCCAAGAACAAGGCCAGUACGACUUCACCAUGCUGUGGAUUAUCGUCAGAAUUCUUGCUUCGCGGUCUCUUGAAAAGGAGCAAGAAGAUCUGCUGCCCCAAUCUUUGUCAACAGUAGAGCAAGCAGACCGCAACGAUGAGUACGUAUUUACCCACAGCUACCACGAAGUUGACAAGUUGCGGUCAAAUCGCAAUGUCAUCUCGCCUUCAAAGAUUGAACAUUACUACGUUCUCGUCAAUGCUUUCCUCACCACCGAAUCAGGCUUUCAAGGCAGCUUGGGAGUGGAAGAACUUGUCGACUUGAUUUGUAAAGAAGAGAUGAAUGCCUUUUGCCUCUAUCCAAAAGGGACGGGAAUGCCGGGAGUGACAAACGGCAGAGGAAGAGCGUACGGUCUGGGACUUUAUACCAGAGCCACUUGGAUGAAUCAUGACUGUGAUGGGAAUAUGUCCCACAAGCCGAACCGCAACAGCCAAUACAUGUUUCGGACAACUCGAGAUCUCGCUGCGGGAGAGGAGUGCACAAUCGCCUAUUUUGAUCUGACGGAGCCUCAGCAUGCUGAUGUGCACUCUCGAAGGGCCUUCUUAAAGGAGUGGUUCACGUUCGAUUGUAUGUGUCGCAGGUGUCUGAAGGAGCUUGAGGUUUCCGAGUGAUUUCAUAUUCUGUCUUUGCUUGCCAUCAAAAGUGUGGAAAUCUUGGGAGAUGAGAAUACGUCCUGGACAUACAUGAUUCACCAGAAACUUGCGAAGUUGA
Molecule: messenger RNA, 2561 nt
Organism: Cadophora gregata
Lineage: Eukaryota; Fungi; Ascomycota; Leotiomycetes; Helotiales; Ploettnerulaceae
Exons: 3
Coding region: 479-2461 (660 amino acids)
Molecular function (GO): protein binding
Source: RefSeq, a predicted model, not a curated record